This is a messenger RNA of Amorphotheca resinae ATCC 22711, 2046 nucleotides long. RefSeq lists its product as hypothetical. Gene Ontology annotation, biological process: spermidine transport; urea transmembrane transport; putrescine transport. The record is from RefSeq and is a predicted model, not a curated record. The coding region runs from base 1 to 2046 and encodes 681 amino acids. The transcript is spliced from 6 exons. Gene Ontology annotation, molecular function: spermidine transmembrane transporter activity; putrescine transmembrane transporter activity; urea transmembrane transporter activity. NCBI's taxonomy places the organism in Eukaryota, Fungi, Ascomycota, Leotiomycetes, Helotiales, Amorphothecaceae. Gene Ontology annotation, cellular component: plasma membrane.
AUGGCCGAUAGCGUGCAGCUGGCAGGCCUGUCCCAAGGCGUGGGCUAUGGCAUUCUCGUUGGAGUCGGUGCUUUUUUUGCUAUCUCGAUGUGGGGAAUCUCGGUUUUGCUGGCUCGAUUCCAUAAUGAAGUUCAGGGAUCUGAGAUGUUCAUGACUGCCAAACGAUCUGUCAAAACUGGUCUUGUCGCAUCAGCAGUCGUAUCCUCAUGGACGCUGGCGGCUACUCUGCUCACAUCUACAGCGUGGACAUAUGAAUUCGGUGUUUCUGGUGCUUACUACUAUGGUGCCGGGGCCACUGUCCAGAUCUUCGUCUUUGCUGCAGCAGCCAUCGAGCUCAAACGCCGUGCCCCGGGAGCUCACACGUUUUUGGAAGUUGCAAAAAUCAGAUAUGGCGCAUUGGGACACAUAUCAUUCAUCAUAUUCUCCACAAUCUACGCCCUCAUCAACUGUAUUGGUAUCUUGCUUGGUGGUGCUGCUGUCUUCCACGCCUUGACGGGGAUGAACACCAUCGCCGGGAUAUGGAUCCUUCCAAUUGGCGUUACCGUCUAUACUUUGCUUGGAGGCAUCAAAGCGACAAUAUUGACAGAUUACGUUCAUACGAUCAUCAUCUACAUUAUGAUUCUACUGGGACUGUUCGUUACCUACGCAACUUCAAGUGUUUUGGGCUCUCCUGACAAGGUGUACGAUCUCCUGCGUGAAGCUGCCAAGUCAGCUCCCGUUGCAGGAAAUGCAGGUGGUGAAUAUCUGACUAUGAGGUCACAAACUGGAGCACUGCUAGGUCUUGUUUUCUACUGUGCUAUUUUUGCGACGACCAUUGAUGUUCAGUUAUUCCAGAAAGCAAUUACAGCUAGUCCAGAAGCCACCCUCCCAGGAUAUAUGAUUGGUGGACUAUCAUGGUUUGCAAUUCCCUUCUGUCUGGCAACCACAUUCGGUCUCGCAGCUAGGGCUUUAGAGAGCUCACCUGCAUGGCCAACCUAUCCAAACCCGAUGAGUGCAGCCGAGAUUGCUCAAGGACUCCCGUUCCCUUACGCAGCAAAGGCUCUGAUGGGUGACGGUGGUGCCGUCCUUGUCUGCUUGAUGGUUUUCAUGGCCUGCACAUCUGGCUUCAGUGCUGAUGUCGUCUCGAUCUCGGCCGUGUGGACAUAUGACAUUUACGGAAGUUACAUUGAGAAGAACGCAACCGGCGCAAAGUUGGUCAGGAUCUCCCAUAUCGGUGUGAUUAUCUGGGGUGUCUGCAUGGCCGCUAUCGCUACCGGCAUCUCACGGACUGAUAUCGGUGUCAACUACCUCAUCACAAUCAUCGGAGUCUUUACUUCAUGCGCCGUGUUCCCAAUCUACAGCACCGUCCUGUGGAAAGGCCAAAAUAAAAUUGCUGUAGUAGUUGCACCAACCCUUGGCGCACUCACAGCCGCCGCUUCCUGGCUCGGCUCAACCUAUGCUCUUGAAGGCAGUGUCACUAUCGCGACCACCUCCGGCGUCUACCCUCUUGUAGUCGGCAAUGCGGUCUCUCUUGUAUCAGGCUGCGUCUACUCUCUACUCUGCACAUUUAUUUUCGGUCGUGAUGACUUCGAUUGGAGCCGUUUCCAAACGGAGAUGAAAGUCAUUGAUGACAGCGAUGUGAAGGGCUUGACUCGGGAACAGCUUGACGAGCAGCUUAACAUGGAACACAUGACGCCUGAGAUGGACAAGAAGCUCAAAAAGGCCAAGUGGUAUGCUGUUUGCAUUGCUGCGUUCUUGUGUGCGGCAUUCGUACUUCUGUGGCCGCUGCCAAUGUAUGGAAGCCAUUACAUCUUCUCAAAGCCCUUUUUCCGUGGCUGGGUGGUCGUGACCUUCAUUUGGGCUUUCCUUGCUGCAGGCAUAAUUACACUUCUCCCACUCUGGGAAGGCCGUGAAACUCUCGUGUUGUUCGCCAAGUUCUGUCUUGGUAAAACACCAAAGCACCAUACUAGCACUGAAGGUGUUGUGGUCGCUGCAGAUUCGGAGGCCUCUAGCAGUGAUCUAGGCGAGAAGGGCCUAGGUCACCACAAGGUGACAACUGAAGUUUAA